GUAUUCAUUUAGGAUUGGGGUUCUUAUUAGAGCGCACUGUUACAGUGUUGUUUAGCUUGUGUAAUUACUGCAUGUACUUUAAUUAUGUCUCGUCUAUUAAAAGGUACUUGGAUGCAAUUUUUCAAAGAUGCAGGCAUCCCAAUGACAGCAGCAAAAAGGUACACCAUUGUUUUUGACGACAAUCGGAUCACCAAAGAUUUGUUGCCGGACUUGUCCAAGGAGAUUCUAUUGGACAUGGGAAUCAAAGUUAUGGGCGACAUCUUGUGCAUUUUAAAGCAUGCAAAGAAGGAGAUGAUGAAGACUGAGCUUUGUGGUGGUGAUGGUGUUAUGUUGCCUCUGGCUCAUUCCACCACUCCCGGUCAGCAGGACCCUGUCUCCACCACCAGUGAGCCAAGCAAGCGACGAGAAGCAAGAGGUCAGGGUCUAUCUUCGCCUGAGAUUAUGCAAAGUGGUGGACUUCAACUGGGGAUUGCUGAAGCUAUUUCAAUUCUACCUACUAUGAGGUCUGACCAAACGCUGCUAGAUGCCACUGCCCUACGCCAACCAAACUAUGAGGAUACCAUUAUCACUGAGAGCUACAGCACUGCAGCGUAUGCAGAAAAGAACAAACACCAAAAGAGACAACCCACCAUCUAUGCUGAUGAGGAAGCUGAGUACUCCCCAGUGAAGCACCCUCGCGUUGUGGUCCUACCUGGAGAGAGGGGGCAGGAGAUGUACACGGCCACUGCCCUACAGAGAGCUGCUGCCAUUGCUGUUGCCUCUGCAGCUAUCAUGACUCAAGAAGAGACAGCAGCCACACAGAGAAACAAGAAAAUUUUGGAAGCUGCAGGUCUUGUUCCCUCUAGUGAGAAGUCAACUGGAGGCUCUGUAUUCUCACGUCUGGAUGGUGAUGGUUCAUCUAGCAGUGCCCACGUUUCUUCCCCACCUACCUCUUCUCACCCAAAGCAAUUUCCCCCUUCAACCAGGGUAUCUGCCAGCUCACAAGUUACGGUCACAAUGAAUUCAUCAAAGACUAGAACCGCAGUCGACUCCUCGAAACCAAGAACGAUCAAGUUGGGAAAGGAACGAAAAGAAGCUAUUUCGACUUCCGAUAUUAAGACCACAUCUCGGGCACGAAAAUCGGCUAUGGUUAAUCGACUUGGUGAAGUAUCUUCCGUGAGGAAUACUGAGAGAGAGAGGACAAGUCUUCGAAGUGUAUCAUCUAGCGAGGGUCCAACUAUGCGAUUCAGAGUCGGAAAACAAAAGAAAUCACACACAUCUGUCUCGAGCUCCAGUGGUGAAGUUUUGAGGAAGUCGUCUUCAAGAAAAAAGGAGGAGGGAGGUCGUCCAAUGAGCAUGGUGGCUGAUGAGAUGGACUAUCAGACCCAGCGACAAAGUGACGUUCGAUCACGACUGGAGCUAAAGGAGAAAGAGAAAGCUGCCCGAAGAAGAGGCCCCCUCGCUGGACGCUUAGAAAAGCACCAUGUUUUUGGUCGCUUAGAAUAAACAUAUUAUUUUCAUAACUUCUACACUUAUAGUUAUGAUGUCAACUAUUAUUGUCAUGCAUAAUUAUAUUUCUCUUG
Molecule: messenger RNA, 1562 nt
Organism: Halichondria panicea
Lineage: Eukaryota; Metazoa; Porifera; Demospongiae; Suberitida; Halichondriidae
Exons: 8
Coding region: 85-1485 (466 amino acids)
Cellular component (GO): nucleus
Source: RefSeq, a predicted model, not a curated record